Molecule: messenger RNA, 4129 nt
Organism: Acyrthosiphon pisum (pea aphid)
Lineage: Eukaryota; Metazoa; Arthropoda; Insecta; Hemiptera; Aphididae
Gene: DCX-EMAP
Product: Doublecortin-domain-containing echinoderm-microtubule-associated protein
Exons: 22
Coding region: 357-3476 (1039 amino acids)
Biological process (GO): intracellular signal transduction; microtubule cytoskeleton organization
Cellular component (GO): mitotic spindle
Molecular function (GO): microtubule binding
Source: RefSeq, a predicted model, not a curated record
GCCUUCUAUUAACUCCAUCCGUAGUAGUUUUACCGCCGUACAAGCCAAGCGUACGACGACGACGAUUACGGCAGUGGCCGAAGUUAAAAUAUUAUUAUAAUUUUUUUUCGCUGUUAUAUUAUAUAAGUUAUUACAAAUCUUCCGAUCUUUGUUCGGAUACAUUCGUGUUAUUUUUCGUCUCACACGAGUGGCGACAGUUCGGCUAUUCUCAUUCCAGCAGUCGAAACAACAACGCGAUUUGGAAUUUAAAGAUAGCUGAUGGAGAAAGUCAAGUACUUUAUCGUUACAUUUUCGUGAUAAAUAUAUUUUCAAACAAGUCACAACUACAGCUGAAACAUACUUGAUGAGCUGUCAAAAUGUUGGCGCCAACUGUCACUAUUCAACCAUCAUCCCGACCGUCCAGUACGAUGGGAGAACGAGAAGUUAUAGCGUCCGCGGACGGCAGCGAAGAAAAACAUGAACCAAAUGUGAAAGAGAUUGUUGCCCCUGCAAGAUUAAACGUCCCUCAGUCCGAAAACAAGUCAGAAAGUGAAGAUGAAGAUUAUCAAGAAGUGUCACGUCACACACAACAAAUGGGACAUAAUGUCGGACCAGCGGGAUAUUGGCAGAGUGUACCCAACAGCAGAGCAGCUAGUCCUGGCAAUGACAACGGGAGCGAAACAUCAUCAGUUAUGCCUGCUCCUGUCCCCGGAUUGGCUGCUUCUAGAGUAGCUAAAGACAAAUAUAAUCAUCUAUCGUAUUGGAAAGCGAGAAAAGUAACGUUUUUUAAAAAUGGCGAUUUAUACUUUCCGGGAUUAGAACUACGGUUCAGACCUGGGAGAGAUAUUGGAAAUUUAGAAGCAUUGUUGGACAAAUUAUCAUCACGAAUGGAUUUACCUCGUGGAGCACGAUAUUUGUUUUCUAUGGAUGGUGGCAGGGUUGUCAGCUUAGAUCAAUUAGAAGAUGAUCAGUCAUACGUGGUUUCAUCUUAUAAAAGUUUUAAGAAUGCCAACUAUGGUAAGAAAUCUGGUGGUUGGAACUCUACAACUACCCCGACUACUGGUUCGGGUUGGUCAAGGCAAUCGUCUAUGAGUAGGAAGCAGUCAGUAGUUGAUGCUAACGAAUUGACUUCAGCUACUUCAGGACUUAAUAUAACUAAAUCAUCUACAACUAGAGUUAUAAGGAUCAUCAAUAAUUUCGAUCACACAGUACAGUGUCGAGUUCUACUUAAUUUGCGAACGACCCAACCUUUCGAAGAGGUCAUUGAGGAUUUAGGACAUGUGCUCAAAAUGAACAAUGCUAAACGCAUGUUAACCGUGUCUAAUCAAGAAGUUCGUAGUUUUUCACAACUGAGAAAUGAAUUUUCGGACGUGGACACAUUUUACAUUACGUCUGAGUCACGUGUACUAUCACCGCCAUUCAGAAGAUCACGAUCCAGAGGGGCAUUAGCGGUUGAACCAAUUAUAAAUACAGUUCCUACAAAGGCGGAGAAACAAAGGAGAGCAAGAAGCAAAAGCCGACCUCGUGCACUAUACGCAGCCGAUACAGAUAUUGUUAAAGUUCCUCCAGAUUAUACAGUUUUGGACGUGAUGAAAGAAGAACCAAUACGCGUGCAGAUAAGAGGAGCAAGAAAAACAUUUUUCCCUCCAAUGGUCCAUUCUCCCUCAGAUGAUUCACCUCCAGAUAAAAGAUUGACUUUAAAUUGGGUUUACGGUUAUCGAGGCGUCGAUACGAGAAGGAACUUGUGGGUAUUGCCUACCGGAGAACUUUUGUAUUACGUCGCGGCUGUGGCCGUACUUUAUGAUAGGGAUGAAGAAUCACAAAGGCAUUAUAUCGGACACACUGAAGAUAUUCAAUGUAUGGACGUACAUCCUUCCAAGGAAAUGGUAGCUUCGGCUCAAAAAGCUGGUAGAACACGAAAGACACAGGCUCACAUUAGGAUCUGGAGUCCUGAAACUCUGUAUACUCUGUACAUAGUUGGCAAUGGCGAAUUUGAAGAAGGAGUCAGUGCAUUAGCAUUUUCACAACUCACCGGAGGAAAUUAUUUAUUAGCUGUCGAUUGCGGAAGAGAAAAAAUGUUAUCUGUGUGGCAAUGGCAAUGGGGACAUUUAUUGGGUAAAGUUGCUACAAUGCAGACUGAAGACAUACUGGGUGCGUCUUUUCAUCCUUUAGACGACAAUUUAAUGAUAACUUAUGGCAAAGGCCAUUUGACGUUUUGGACCAGACGGAAGGAUGGGUUUUUCGAAAAAAUUGAUAUUAUAAAAGCACCUUCGAGGACGGUAGUUACCAGCUUACAGUUCGAGCAAGAAGGGGACGUAAUUACGGCGGAUGGCGAUGGAUUUAUUACAAUUUACUCUGUAGAUAGCGAUGGUGCAUAUUAUGUCAGGAUGGAAUUCGAGGCACAUAACAAAAGCAUAAAUGCUCUUAUAAUGCUACCAGAAGGCACUUUAUUAUCCGGGGGUGAGAAAGACCGUAAAAUCAUAGCUUGGGAUUCAUUACAAAAUUACAACAAGAUAACUGAAACAAAAUUAACUGAAGUUUAUGGUGGUGUAAGAAGCCUAUACCCUCAACGGCCUGGAAGAAACGACGGUAACAUAUACGUAGGCACGAUAAAAAAUCAUAUUCUAGAAGGAUCAAUGCAAAGGAGAUUUAAUAGAAUAGUAUUUGGCCAUAGUAAACAAUUGUGGGGAUUAGCAGUCCAUCCCGACGACGAACUUUUUGCAACCGCAGGUUACGAUAAAAACAUAAGUCUAUGGAAAAGGCAUGCUUUACUGUGGAGUACUCAAAUCACAUAUGAAUGUGUAUCACUUACCUUUCAUCCUUUUGGUACUGCUCUUGUGGCUGGUUCAGUCGAAGGAUAUCUGGUUAUCAUAAAUGCUGAAAACGGGUCUGUGGUGUCAAGUGUUAGAGUGUGCGGUUCUGCUUUGACGUGUAUGGGUUUUAAUCCAGCCGGCGAUACUAUAGCCGUUGGUUCUCAAAAUGGUAGUGUAUAUCUGUAUCGAGUAAGUAGAGACGGUUUCACGUUCAAAAAAUCUAAUAAAAUUAGAGGAGUCCAACCAUUGGUGCAUUUAGACUGGAGUACGGAUGGAAAUUAUCUACAAACAGUCACUGCCGAAUACGACCUUGUUUUUUGGGAUGUCAAAGGAUUGAUACAAGAAAAAAGCGCACCUGCAAUGAAGGACGUCAAAUGGUAUACCUAUAACGCAACCGUAGGCUACUUAGUUUCUGGUAUCUGGCACAACAGAUAUUAUCCAAUUUCAUCAAUGAUAAGCACUGCCAACAGAUCAUCAGCCCAUGAUCUUUUUAUAACCGGAGACACAGAUGGGCAUCUUAGGUUAUUUAGGCAUCCGUGUAUUCUUACCAAAUCCGAAUACAACGAAGAAAAGGUUUAUAGUGGACAAGUAUCGAGUGCUAGAUUUUUGUACAACGAUAGAAACGUUGUGACAGUCGGUGGAACGGAUGCGGCUCUUAUGCUAUGGGAUGUCAUAGAAGAUUAAGUACAAAACCGCUUUACAAACUUUCAUUUUUUUUUUGUCUCGAGCACAAUUCGAAUUCUUUAUCAUUUUUUUUACUACGAUCUGGUGUUGGCGUGAUGAGAUCAGAAAAUGAACGUAGAUGGUCGGAUGGAUAAUAAAUAAAUAAAUGAUAAUAAAUUACCAGCAUUUAAAUACCUGCCUAUACCUUAACGUAAAGUGCGCCAGAAAAAAAAAAUAUUUAAACGUCAUCAAACUGUUUUGACUUAUUUCAAAACAUAAUAUAGGAAAGUUACCGUUUUAGAAAAUAUAAUAAAAAGGUUCACGACCAUAAUUUUUUAUUAUGUAUACAUAUUAUAUAUACUUACGAUUUUUAUUGAUAUCACUGCUUAAUUUUAUAGUUAUGCAAUUUGAUAUUCUUUCAGCGAGCAAGAGAUAUUAUUCGUGAUCUGUGAUUAUAUAUAUAUAUAUAUAUAUAAAUGUUUCUUAUUACCUAUAUUCAGAUUAUUUUUCUGAUAUCGGUUCAGAUCGUUUAAUGAUCUGAAAAUGUUGGUUUAUUAGUACAAACUACAGACACAUCUUCACUAUAUCAAUAUCUUAAUCACACUGCCUAGCAUAGAUAUGUUAAUAUUAUAUUUAAUUUGUAUGUUUUAUAAGUAACUUAUAUAAUAUUAUAG